Molecule: messenger RNA, 2002 nt
Organism: Chlamydomonas reinhardtii
Lineage: Eukaryota; Viridiplantae; Chlorophyta; Chlorophyceae; Chlamydomonadales; Chlamydomonadaceae
Exons: 6
Coding region: 315-1739 (474 amino acids)
Source: RefSeq, a predicted model, not a curated record
GUCAACUGCAUACCAUAACUUCUGAUGGUGGAGAACAACAAAUGGGCCACGGUCGGGUUUCGAUUUGCGGUGCACUGGGCCUGAACAUCGCCUCGACCAACCUUCCCAUUUGAGAGCUGGUUUCCAUGGCAAGAGUAUUUAGAUUGCUACCAUGGGCGCUUGCCGGUGGCGGGCGCGGGCCGCUUGGCCUCCUACACGCUCUCUGCGCGCCUUGCGGCUACGCACGCGGCGAACCCCACCUUCCACGCACCCAUGGGACGGACAGAGGCGCUGGGAGGGCCGGGCCACGCCACUCCCUCCAUAGCUUAUGCUCCAUGAGCACGGCAAGCAGUAGCGCCAGCAGCAGCUCCCACACACCUGGCGGCGACACUAGCACCAGGCCUGGAGCCAGUAAUGCCGAGGCCGCUGACGUCUUAGCGCGAUGCACCGCACCGCAUACGGAUGCUGCGACCUACCAACGCCUUGUGGUCAGCUCGUUUGACGCGUUAACAGCUACUCCAGAUGCGAACGCGGAUCCAAUAGCGGAUACUCUGGCGCGCCGCAUGCUUUCACACGCGCAGCUCCGGCGUGGCCAGCGUGUGCUGGACCUCGCCACAGGCACAGGCCUGUUUGCUGUAGCGGCGGGCCGCGUGGUAGGCUCGGCGCCAGGCAGCGUCCUUUCCCUGGACAUUUCGCCAGGCAUGGUCGACCUGGCAAGGCGCAACGUCAAGACAUCCGGGCUGCGCAACAUUGAGGUCCGCCAGGCCGACGUGGAAUCCACGGACCUGCCGCCCGCCGCGUACGACCUCAUCACCGCCUCCGCCGCACUGCCGUACAUGUACUGCCCGGGCGCGGCACUGGCGCGGUGGCGGCGCUGGCUGCGCCCCAACGGCCGCCUGGUCAUGAACACCUUCAAGAGCCCGUACGAUCCCGAAUGCGGUCUGCUGUACGAACUGGCGGCGGCGCACGGGCUGGGAGCCGUGCUGGUUGACCCUCUGGCGGCGGCUGGCGGCGACGCAGAGGGAGUGCGGAGGCUGCUGGAGGCGGCGGGGUACAAGCGUGUGCAGGUGACGGAGGAGAGUAUGGAGGUGCUGGCGCCGGCGGCCAGCGCUCGGGAGUAUGCGGAGGCGAUGUGGGCCUCGUCCGUGUCCUCGCCACACCACUGCCUGGAGCAGCUCCUGGUGCAGCAGCAACAGCAGCCCGAUGACAGCUCGACAGGCAGUCCAGCCACCAACUCGGCAGCUACAUCCACCUUGGCGGCAUCGGCGUCCAGCGCAGGGGCCGCAGGGCAAGGCACGGGGCCAGCUGCGGCGGGGCCUCGGGACAGAGGCGCCGCGAUGGGCAGCGGUCGGGGCGCUGGGGCACCAGGGGUGUCUGCCGCAGCUAUGGCAGCGGCUGCAGCAGCCAGCGCGAAGGCACCGGCGUCUGUUGGCGUCGGCGGCUUGAGAGCGGGCAAGGCAGCAGGCGGCAGCCGCAGUCAGCCCAAGCCGCUGGGCGGCAGUGGACCAGCCUUAGGGCCCAAGCUGCAACCAGGGGGGAGACAGGGCACACAACAAGCCGCUGAGUCAGCGGCGCGUGUGGCAGCAGCACCAGCGGCAUCUGUGCCGGCGUCGGCACCAGCCGCGAUAGACCCCGCGGCGGUGCAGCGGCUGAGAGACGAGUUCUUGACGGCUGCUGAGCGGAGUGCUAAGAAGCGAUUGCGCAGUGGCGCGGUGCGGACCACCGUUCAUGUGCUGUGGGCGGUGGCGUAUGCGUCGUAGUGCCGCUCGGCGUUGGCUUCAGCAGGCGUGACGAUGGGUGGAGGAGCAUGACAAGGAGGUUGACAGGAGUGGUGGGGUGUGGCGGCAAGCAAAAGGUGCCAGAUAGGAGUUGGGCGUCAGUGCAGGGUCCGUGCCCGGAGACUGCCCGAGAGCGAGCUCACUCACACAGGGACAGGGUGCGUCUGGGCCUGAGUGUGAUAAGACGUGGCAAUGUGACAAUGUCAUGUGACAUCCGUAAAGUACUGUAGGAUAAAUUGUCCGCA